Messenger RNA from Cloeon dipterum, 2411 nucleotides. It is a transcript of the gene crn, whose product is annotated as pre-mRNA splicing factor crn. Gene Ontology annotation, cellular component: precatalytic spliceosome; Prp19 complex; post-mRNA release spliceosomal complex. Gene Ontology annotation, molecular function: protein binding. The transcript has 13 exons. NCBI's taxonomy places the organism in Eukaryota, Metazoa, Arthropoda, Insecta, Ephemeroptera, Baetidae. The record is from RefSeq and is a predicted model, not a curated record. Gene Ontology annotation, biological process: mRNA splicing, via spliceosome; spliceosomal complex assembly. Bases 134 to 2365 code for a protein of 743 amino acids.
GCAUUGUAAACAAGCCGGGAAGCGGACUAGGAAUACUUCUCAACAGCUUUUUGCACUUUCUUUAAUAUCUUGUUAGAAUUUUGCAUCGAAAUCCGAGUUUUUUCUGAAACGCAAGUUCCUGCAAAUAUUUAGGAUGGAUCCUAAGCCUCAAAAAAUGCCCAAGGUGGCAAAGGUGAAAAAUAAAGCACCGGCGGAGAUUCAAAUCACUGCUGAGCAACUCCUUCGUGAGGCCAAAGAGCGAGAUCUGGAAAUUCAACCUCCGCCUCCGAAACAAAAAAUCUCUGAUAAGGAAGAGUUAGCUGACUACCAGCUAAGGAAACGAAAAGCGUUUGAAGAUGAACUGCGCAAAAAUAGGACUGUUAUUACGAACUGGAUCAAGUAUGCCAAGUGGGAAGAAAGCCAGAAAGAGCUCCAAAGGGCCCGGUCUAUUUUUGAGAGAGCUUUGGACGUGGACCACAGAAACAUCACACUAUAUCUCAAGUACACCGAGAUGGAAAUGCGCAACCGACAGAUCAACCAUGCUAGAAAUUUGUGGGACAGAGCUGUCACGAUUCUUCCUCGUGCAAAUCAGUUUUGGUACAAGUACUCGUACAUGGAAGAAAUGGUUGGCAAUAUUGCAGGCUGUCGGCAGGUAUUUGAGAGGUGGAUGGAGUGGGAACCAGAUGAGCAGGCGUGGCAAACAUAUAUCAAUUUUGAGCUUCGCUACAAGGAGAUUGACCGUGCCAGAGCGAUCUAUGAGAGAUUUGUCAUGGUCCACCCCGAGGUCAAGCACUGGAUCAAGUUUGCCAGGUUUGAGGAGCAACAUGCAUUCAUUAACAGCUCAAGAAAUGUGUACCAAAGAGCAGUGGAAUUUUUCGGCGAUGAAGACAUGGAUGAAAAGCUCUACAUUGCCUUUGCCAGAUUUGAAGAAAAUCAGAGAGAGCAUGACCGUGCUAGAGCCAUCUACAAAUACGCACUGGAGCAUAUUCCUAAAGAGAGGGCUCAAGACCUUUACAAAAACUACACCAUCCACGAGAAGAAAUAUGGGGACAGAACCGGCAUUGAAGACGUUAUUGUCAGCAAGAGGAAAUUCCAGUAUGAGGAAGAGGUGAAGGCCAAUCCUUCGAACUAUGAUGCCUGGUUUGACUACUUGCGACUAGUUGAGAGUGAGGGAAAUCCUGAUACAAUCAGGGAAACCUAUGAAAGAGCCAUUUCUAACGUCCCUCCCACCAAGGAAAAAACGUAUUGGAGACGGUACAUUUACCUUUGGGUGAAUUACGCUCUCUUUGAAGAACUGGAAAUGAGAGACGAAGAAAGAACUCGUCAAGUUUACAAGGCUUGCCUUCAGCUACUCCCUCAUAAGAUUUUCACCUUUAGCAAAAUGUGGCUUUACUACGCAAAUUUUGAAAUAAGAAACAAAAACUUAUCCACUGCUAGAAAAUACUUGGGUAUGGCAAUUGGUCUUUGCCCUAAGGACAAGCUCUUCAGGGGCUACAUUGAUAUUGAAAUCCAGCUGAGAGAGUUUGAACGGUGCCGAAUCUUGUACCAAAAAUUCCUAGAAUUUGGACCUGAAAAUUGCAUCACUUGGAUGCGGUUUGCAGAGCUGGAGACAUUGCUAGGUGAUGCUGACCGUGCAAGAGCUAUCUACGAGCUGGCAAUAAAUCAGACUCGCCUAGACAUGCCAGAGCUCUUGUGGAAGGCCUACAUUGAUUUUGAAGUGGGCCAAGAGCAGACUGACAAUGCUCGGCAACUGUAUGAGAGGUUGCUUGAGAGAACUUCUCAUGUCAAGGUAUGGAUGAGUUUUGCUCAGUUUGAGCUGCAGUCUGGUGGAGAUGAUGGCAAUGUGGAGAAGGCAAGAAACGUGUACGACAGGGCCAACACCACGUUGAGGCAGGCAAUGGAGAAGGAUGAACGAGUGCUGCUGCUCGAAGCUUGGAAAGAGUUUGAAGCGGAACAGGGAGAUGAAGAGAGCAGAGAAAAGCUCAAAUCUAAACUGCCCAAGAGGAUUAAAAGAAGGCAGAGAGUCCAAGCGGAUGAUGGGAGUGAUGCUGGCUGGGAAGAAUUUUACGACUAUCUCUUCCCUGAGGAUGAGGCUUCUAAGCCAAACCUCAAGUUGCUGGCCGCUGCUAAGGCCUGGAAGCAAAAGCAAAUGGAAGCUAGCAGCAGUGAAACCGAAUCUGAGGCUGCUGGACCGUCUGGCAUUCUGGCAGCAGCUAGGGCUUGGAAACAGAGCCAGAGCGAAACCGAUGAGAGCUCAGAGCCACUGCCUGCAGACAUUGACAGAGAUGAUUCGAGUGAAAGUGGCAGUGAUGAAGAAGCUGAGAAAUCUGGAGAAGAACGGGAGCAGGAGCUUGAAACAAACACAACAAAACAAGUUAAUCAAUGAUUUUCCUGAGGUAUUUUUUAAAAUAAAAAUAUUUUUAAUUCCAAAA